Penicillium malachiteum is the source of this 861-nucleotide messenger RNA. RefSeq names its product aldo/keto reductase family protein. The transcript is spliced from 6 exons. Bases 1 to 861 code for a protein of 286 amino acids. Gene Ontology annotation, molecular function: oxidoreductase activity. The record is from RefSeq and is a predicted model, not a curated record. NCBI's taxonomy places the organism in Eukaryota, Fungi, Ascomycota, Eurotiomycetes, Eurotiales, Aspergillaceae.
AUGUCUAACCUAAGUAGCCCUGUAUCAACCCGCAGCACUGCCUCGGGGCUUGAGAUACCCAUCUUGGGAUAUGGUGUUUAUGAUGUGCCUAACAUCGUGACCGAGGAGGUGGCCACUAUGGCGUUGAAGGCUGGAUACCGUCACAUCGACUCAGCUGCAUGGUAUGAGAACGAGAAGGAAUGUGCUUCCGCUAUUGGAAAAGCAGGCCUCAAACGAUCCGACGUUUUCCUCGCCACCAAGGUCUUCCCCGAGCCGGCCGGGCAUGGCGUCGGCUACGAUGCUGCCAAGCGAUCGAUACAGCAGAGCCUGGAGAACGCUCAAACCUCUUACUUCGACUUGAUUUUGAUCCACGCGCCGUACGGUGGAAAGGGAGCUCGGCUCGGUACGUGGCGCGCCCUUGUGGAGGCACAAGAAGCUGGACAAGCCCGAUCGAUUGGUGUAUCAAAUUACGGAAUCCCCCACCUGGAAGAACUGGAGGAGUACAUUCAGAGUGGUGGCGGGGGCCAGAUUGAUGUUGCUCAGUACGAGCUGCACCCUUGGCUAGCUCGUGCUAGUCUGGUAGACUGGUUGCGUAAGAGAGGGGUAGUUAUUGAGGCGUAUUCCCCACUCGCUCGAGGUACUCGCAUGGAGGAAUCUGCUUUGCUGUCUCUAAGUGAGAAGCACCGAAAAACGCAGGCCCAGAUCUUGAUCCGGUGGAGUCUUCAGAGGGGGUUCAUUCCGUUAGUCAAGAGUUGCACCGCCGAUCGGAUCAUACAUAAUACGGAGGUUUUUGACUUUGAGCUGGAUGAGCAUGAUAUGAAACUGCUGCAUACUGAGGAGUAUUCACCUACAUUAUGGGACCCCACUGUGGAAUUAGAUUGA